Durio zibethinus is the source of this 1448-nucleotide messenger RNA. Its product is annotated as glutathione S-transferase U8-like. Gene Ontology annotation, biological process: glutathione metabolic process. Gene Ontology annotation, cellular component: cytoplasm. The record is from RefSeq and is a predicted model, not a curated record. Gene Ontology annotation, molecular function: glutathione transferase activity. NCBI's taxonomy places the organism in Eukaryota, Viridiplantae, Streptophyta, Magnoliopsida, Malvales, Malvaceae.
UAUACAUCGCCAACUCACCUACAAAUUAACGUCCCUGAAUGUCAUAAAAUAUUUUUAUAUACCAUUCAUUCAUUCUCGGCUUGAAGCUAACGCACCAUCUUCCCCACAUGACACUGAAUUUUUUUAGAUCCAUUUUUAAUUGGGAAAUUCAUAAGCUGCAUUAAUUAAUUUGUUCUGUUAACACAGUACAUGUAGUUUACGAUUUUAUAUAUUCAGAAGAAUCGAACUUUAUUUUAUGUUCACAACCACUCCUGCGCUGCCUCCAUUGAUUUGUAUUUUAUAUAUUCAUUGCUUAAAGUUUCUACUCUCAACGAUAUAAACAAAAACAAUAAGGAAAGCAAAAGGUAAUCGGCAUGCAGUAGAUAAGGAGGAUCAAAGAACAGCAAUCCUCUUCAAAUGCAGAAGAAGUGCAAAGCACCAUCAUGGCUGAAGAAGUGAAGCUGUUUGGAGCGUGGGGGAGCCCUUUUAGCCGUAGAGUGGAGAUUGCUUUGGAACUAAAAGGUAGUCCUUUCGAAUACAUAGAAGAGAAUGUGAUUGAUGACAAGUUUAAAAGUCCUUUGCUUCUAAAAUACGAUCCAGUUCACAAGAAAGUUCCUGUGCUCCUGCACAGUGGAAAACCAAUACUGGAGUCUCUAAUUAUUCUGGAAUACAUUGAUGAAACUUGGAAACCAAAUCCCAUUUUGCCUGAAGAUCCUCAUGAAAGAGCCCUGGCUUGUUUCUGGGCCAACUUCAUAGAUGAGAAGUGCAUGCCUCCAGUGUGGAAAGCUCUUUUGGGCACCAGGGAUGAGCGAGAGAAGGCCAUGGAAGAGGUAAGAGAGUGUCUGAAAACACAUGAAAGUGUGCUCAAUGGAACGAAAUUCUUUGGAGGAGAGACAAUUGGACUGCUUGACAUUGCUGCCAACUUCAUCGCCUUGUGGCUUAGGGUCAUUCAAGAAGUUUCAGGACUAGAGUUUCUGACAGCAGACAAAUGCCCAGUGUUGAUCAAAUGGUGUGACGAGUUUGUAAGCUGCAGUGUUGUCAAGGAACACCUGCCUCCUAGAGAUAAACUAAUUGCCUUCGUGAAAAACUGGCUAUCUGGCAAGGGAUGGACAGAUUAAUGCUAUUCCAAAUCAACGAUUUUCCAGAUGAAUUUAUACAAUGCAACGAUUUUCCAUCUAGUUUUUCGCUUUAAUUUUGUGCUGUAACCUCUCCGUUUAUUGUGCAUGUGUGUGUUUGUAUUCAAAAUCAUACUUUUGUCUCUGGGUUUUCCAUGUGAUUAAGAUAUUCGUCUGUAUCUGUCCAGUGUCUCUAAUAUUUGCCUUUAUUUAUCAAUUAUUGAAGACCAAUACAACCGUGUAACUCAGGCCGGUAGAAGAAUUGCAAGGGGGGUCAGUAGUGGGAUUUUGAAGGAAAAAAAAGUUCGCCCUUCCUUCAAAUAGAACAAAUUAAUCAAAUGAGCACACUAUGAA